Messenger RNA from Drosophila suzukii, 950 nucleotides. RefSeq names its product protein takeout. Lineage: Eukaryota; Metazoa; Arthropoda; Insecta; Diptera; Drosophilidae. The record is from RefSeq and is a predicted model, not a curated record.
UAUCAACCGCUGCUAAUGGAUCAGUAUUCAAUUGUGUUUGCCCGCGUCAAUUAUGGAGCUAACUCUCGCCCUCGUCCUGCUGCUCGGAUGUGCGUCCAUAUCGGUUAAUGGACACGCCCCCGAAUUACCCUCGGGUAUUGAGAGGUGCGGGAUUGAGGACGAGGCGUGCCUGAUAAACGGAGUCAACAAUGUGCUGAGGAACCACGCCAAGAGCGGCAUCAAGGAGCUGGGUCUGAUCCCGCUGGAUCCCCUGCGCAUCAAGAAGUUCACAAUUGGACGUAAUCCGCACAGCCCGGUCAACAUUGAUCUCAGUUUCCACGACGCGGAUCUUCUGGGUCUCCACCAGGCAGUUGCAAAGCGAGCCAGCGGCUUCACGAGUGAUCUCAGCCGACCCAUUGAGCUGAUCAUGGAAGUGCCCGAAGUUGUGGUCAGAGGGCCAUACUCAGUCGACGGCAGAAUACUCAUUCUACCCAUUGCAGGAAAAGGCAACGCAGAGAUCCGACUGAAAAAAACGAAGGUGCAUGCUUUUAUAAAAUUCAAGCGGGUGUCCAAGGGUGAGCACCAGACCUUCGCGGAGGUGGUCGACAUCAAGGUUGAGGUGACACCUCAACAUGUCUCCUAUCACCUGGAGAAUCUUUUCAAUGGCCAGAAGGAUCUCAGCGAGAACAUGCACGCCCUCAUCAACGAGAACUGGCGGGACAUCUUCAACGAACUGAAACCGGGCAUCGGUGAGGCCUUCGGACUGAUAGCCAAGUCGGUGGUGGACAGGAUCUUCGGCAAACUGUCGCUCGAACAACUCUUUGUUGUCUGAACCCCUUAGUACAAAGCUUUUAAACGUUAACUAGCUAAAGCAGAUAUGUGAAUAUUUAUUUGGCUUUCAAAAUACAAAUGCAAAGCAAACAAUUCACUGGUAGGUUCCUCUUACAAAUUAAAUGAAGAUGCAAAAUAAA